This is a messenger RNA of Parus major (Great Tit), 873 nucleotides long. It is a transcript of the gene HOXB9, whose product is annotated as homeobox B9. The transcript has 2 exons. The record is from RefSeq and is a predicted model, not a curated record. Gene Ontology annotation, molecular function: DNA-binding transcription factor activity, RNA polymerase II-specific; RNA polymerase II cis-regulatory region sequence-specific DNA binding. Gene Ontology annotation, biological process: DNA-templated transcription; regulation of transcription by RNA polymerase II; anterior/posterior pattern specification. Gene Ontology annotation, cellular component: nucleus. NCBI's taxonomy places the organism in Eukaryota, Metazoa, Chordata, Aves, Passeriformes, Paridae. Bases 107 to 829 code for a protein of 240 amino acids.
AUUUUUUCAAUUUUUUAACCCCCCGAUUUUAUCAUUAUUCCCCCCCUCCCCAAUUAUUAUUUUUAAUUUUUCCUCCACCGAACCGCCCUUUAUAUAAUGCCUAAAAAUGUCCAUUUCCGGCACCCUCAGCAAUUAUUACGUCGACUCCAUCAUAAGUCAUGAGAGCGAAGAUUCUCCUUCAUCCAAAUUCCCGCCAGGCCAAUUCUCUUCUAGACAAAGCGAACAUUUAGAAUUCCCUUCCUGCAGUUUCCAACCCAAACCCGCGGUUUUUGGCUCUUCCUGGACUCCUCUGAACCAUCAUCAUCAUCAUCCUCAUCCUCCUCCUCCUCCUCCUCCGGUGUUCCAGCCGUUCCUCCCGCAGCAGAACCCGCCGGGCGAGGGGCGAUUCCUGCGGGCUUGGAUCGAACCUCGCUCCGAGAGCAUCCCUGGAUCCAUCAAAACCGAACCGCUGCUCCCCAGAACUUCUGGGGACACCCCAAAAAAUCAGGAAUACAACUUGGAAGCGGCGGGAGGCCGGGAAGGGAUCGCUCCCCAUCCCUUCGAGGAUAAUAAAGUUUGUGAAGGAAGCGAAGACAAAGAAAGGAGAGAUCAAACCCCCCCCGCGGGCAGCUGGCUGCAGGCUCGCUCCUCGCGCAAGAAGCGCUGCCCGUACAGCAAAUUCCAGACUCUGGAGCUGGAGAAGGAAUUCCUGUUCAACAUGUACCUGAGCCGGGAGCGGCGCUGCGAAGUGGCCCGGCUGCUCAACCUCAGCGAGAGACAGGUCAAGAUCUGGUUCCAGAACCGCCGCAUGAAGAUGAAGAAGAUGAACAAGGAGCAGGGCAAGGAGUGAAAAAAAAAAUCCGGGCUUUAGCGGGGUUUUUAGCCCCUCUAUGA